CUAUUCUAUUCAGCAAUUGAUUCAGAAGAGAGUGACAAAAUUUUUUGUGUGAAUCUAAUUCAAAAGCGGUAUGAUUCCAUGGAAAUAAAGCUAAGCCAAUCCUCUCUUCCAUUGCCCUUCAAAGCUUCUUCCUUUAAAGCUAACUCCAUAUACAAACACUUCAGUUUACUUCCUAAGAGGUGUAAAUAUCAAAUUCAAGAGUUUUUCUCAAAUGGUCAACACUUGAACAAUUCCAAGCAAUUCUUGGUUCAUGUGGUGAAAGAGGAUGAAACGUUGACUUCAAUUUCAAAGUUAUAUAGGGUGCCUAUUUAUGAAAUUGCUGCUGCGAAUAAGGAAAUUAUUGAUGUUGACCUUGUUUUUGAGGGUCAACUGCUCAACAUUCCUUCCUAUAUCACAGCUUGCUCGCAAACGUGUCAAAGAAAGAUGAUCAGAUUACCUAAAAUUGAUGUGUCUGAAACGAACCGGCGCUUGAAACUUUAUGGCAAAGACUUCAACCAGAAGAUCCUAUCUGUGCUUUCGUGCCGUCAUUUACCAUAUGGCAAAACCACUGGUUAUUUUCUAGUUCUGGUUCCUCUGAUAGCCUUUUGCAUCAGAUGCAUAGUGACUGCGUUUCACCAUAGAGUUGCUAGAAAUAAAUUGCAAGAUGUUCGUCAGGCAUCUGGAAGCAUGAGAUGGAAAUUAGCUCUUCGCGAUUUGAGCGAUCCAGAUGCGUCAUAUACUGAUUCAAGACCUGACAUUGAUAAUGUCACAGAUGAUCAAGAUAAUUUCCAUUCGGAAGAUCAUUCACGUGCUUAUGCUAAACUGGACCAUGAUUAUCAGAAGUUCUUGGCUGAAUGCGGGAUGAGUAAAUGGGGCUACUGGCGCGGUGGUUCAUCUAAAUAAGUAUUCUGGAGUAUGAUUGUUGCGUUACAAAUUUUACGAUUAUAUUGAUGAAUGUAUAUAGUGCAGAUUGUUGAUGAAUGUAUAUAGUACAGGUUAUUGAUGAAUGUAUCAGUUUUGCCUAAUAGCAUUGCCUAGAUGAAAUCUUGGAUAUUUGUUGGA
Molecule: messenger RNA, 1041 nt
Organism: Nicotiana attenuata
Lineage: Eukaryota; Viridiplantae; Streptophyta; Magnoliopsida; Solanales; Solanaceae
Exons: 6
Coding region: 79-882 (267 amino acids)
Source: RefSeq, a predicted model, not a curated record